AUGGCUGCGCCCCCAGUGGUUCACCUAGUGUUGGCCCACCUGCUGGUGGCUCUCUUUGGCAUGGGCUCCUGGGCAGCUGUCAAUGGAAUCUGGGUGGAGUUGCCUGUGGUGGUCAAGGACCUCCCCGAGGGUUGGAGUCUCCCCUCAUACCUCUCGGUGCUUGUGGCUCUGGGGAACCUGGGUCUGCUGGUGGUGACGCUGUGGGGGCGGCUGGCUUCCGGCAAGGGCGAGCGCACCCGUAUCCGUGCAGUGCAGGCGUUGAACGUGAUGGGCACAGCUCUGCUGGCUCCCCUAUGGCACAGCCUGGCACCAGUAGCAGGACAUCCACACUCGGUGGCCUUCCUGACGUUGACUCUAAUCCUGGCGCUGGCCUGCUGCGCCUCGAACGUGACUUUCCUGCCUUUCCUGAGCCACUUAUCUCCUCCCUUCCUACGAUCCUUCUUCUUGGGUCAGGGCCUCAGUGCCCUGCUGCCCUGCAUGCUGGCCCUGGCACAGGGGGUUGGACGCCUUGAAUGCCCACCAGCCUCCAAUAGCACCCAGGGGGUCCCCCACUACUUCCCAGAGCGUUUCUCGGCCACUUCCUUCUUCUGGGCACUGACCGUCCUUCUGGUCACCUCGGCUGCUGCCUUCCAUGGUCUGCUGUUGCUCUUGCCAUCCCUGCCACCACCGUCUGUACCCACGCGGAGCUCAAGUUCGAGCCUUCAAGUAGGGGCCCCACGAGCUGGUCCUGAGGGGGGGGAUGGACAGGAAGAGGUCUUGCCUCUACAGGAGCCACUGAGCCCGGCAGCGGGCACCACCCCCAGCCCCAAUCCCAAGGCCCACGGCCUGCUGUCAGCUCGCAGCGGCUGCCUGCUGGGCCUUCUCGCUGUUACCAAUGCGCUGACCAAUGGGGUGCUGCCUGCUGUACAGAGCUUCUCCUGCCUCCCCUAUGGCCGCCUGGCCUACCACUUGGCCGUAGUGCUGGGCAGCACCGCCAACCCACUUGCCUGCUUCCUGGCCAUGGGCGUGCUAUGCAGGUCCCUGGCAGUCUUGGCUGCACUCUCUCUGCUGGGUGUACUCUUUGGGACCUACCUGAUGACACUCGCCGUCCUAAGCCCCUGCCCACCCUUGGUGGGCACCUCUGUAGGGGUGGUCCUUGUGGUGGUGUCGUGGGUUCUGUGUCUGGGCUUGUUCUCCUAUGUGAAGGUGGCAGCGAGCUCCCUGCUCCAUGGCGGUGGACGGCAGGCACUGCUGGCAGCAGGUGUGGCCAUCCAGGUGGGCUCCCUGCUUGGGGCUGUGGCCAUGUUCCCUCCCACCAGUGUCUACCACGUGUUCCGCAGCGGGGAGGACUGCUUGGUCGUGUGUGGCCCCUGA
This is a messenger RNA of Chrysochloris asiatica (Cape golden mole), 1353 nucleotides long. RefSeq names its product solute carrier family 52 (riboflavin transporter), member 1 (gene SLC52A1). The record is from RefSeq and is a predicted model, not a curated record. Bases 1 to 1353 code for a protein of 450 amino acids. Gene Ontology annotation, biological process: riboflavin transport. The transcript has 4 exons. Lineage: Eukaryota; Metazoa; Chordata; Mammalia; Afrosoricida; Chrysochloridae. Gene Ontology annotation, molecular function: riboflavin transmembrane transporter activity. Gene Ontology annotation, cellular component: plasma membrane.